AUGAGAACUUGCAAAAUUCAUGAUCUUCUUCGCCAACUAUGCCUAAGUGAAACUCAUACUGAAAAUGUUGUGCAUGUCAUGAAUGGGAAUGUUCCCAUGUUCUUAAAAUCCAUAGAUGAUCAAUGGCGAGUGAUCCUUCUGUCUGAACUUCAAGAGAAUCAAAUUUAUCCUCCAAUGCAUAGCAAUGGUAUAACUCUCACCUGUAUUUCAUUGCAAUCUUUUUAUUACACCUUUCCAGAAGGGAUUUAUUCCAUUGUUUCAGAGUUCAAGUUGCUUAAGGUGUUGGACGUAUUAACAUUUUGGUUAGAUUUCUCUAGUGUAAUAUCUGAGCUUGUACAUUUGAGAUAUGUUGCUGCAAGAAUUGAGGAAGGUGUUUCACUAAACAAAUUGAGAAAUCUACAGACCAUAAUUUUUAAGAGUGCUGGAAAAACAGAGUUGGAGCAGCCUCUAGAUAUCUGGAGAAUGUCAGAUAUAAGGCAUUUGGAUAUUGGUUCACCACUAUAUAUAUGUAAUCCUCUUGAGGCAGAAAAUGAGAGUAUUGGAGAGCAACCUUUGUUUCUGAAUAACUUGCAAAAACUUUAUCCCUAUAACUCUCCUUUUGUUGCGGAAAUCAUAAGAAGAACUCCCAAUCUAAAAAGGUUAAAGAUUUUAAAUGAUUCUGAGCAUCCUGACUGGCCUGCAAUAGUUGAUUCUCUAAUUGUUCUAGAGAAGCUGGAGACGCUACACAUAAAUCUAAAGACCAUUGGCCCGAACAUGUUCUCUGGAGAUAUUUUGCCUAUUAAAAUCAAGAAAUUAAGUCCUAAUAUCAAGAAAUUGAGAUUAAUUGGCACUUGUAUACCAUGGGAAGUUGUGAAAUUGCUCGCUAAUUUACCCAAUCUUGAUGUGCUCAAGGGUCUGGAAAGGUGGGAAGCAGCUGGUAGUGAUAAUUUUCCGAUGCUUGAGCAACUAUUUCUGGGUUGGUUGGAUGAACUGAAGGAGAUUCCCGAGAGUAUUGGAGAUAUACUGACACUAAAUUUGAUCCAAAUAGGGCAAUGCACCUCUGCUUUAGAGAAUAGUGCUAAGAGAAUUCAAGAAGAGUAA
Molecule: messenger RNA, 1080 nt
Organism: Solanum verrucosum
Lineage: Eukaryota; Viridiplantae; Streptophyta; Magnoliopsida; Solanales; Solanaceae
Product: putative late blight resistance protein homolog R1C-3
Exons: 2
Coding region: 1-1080 (359 amino acids)
Biological process (GO): protein folding
Molecular function (GO): alpha-tubulin binding
Source: RefSeq, a predicted model, not a curated record